AUGGAACAACAAGCUCAGCUUCGCGAUGCUCUGAAUGAAGCACUUAAUGGGGAAGUCCAGAGACUGAUACUGGCAAAUUGUGAGACCAGACACAACGAAUCUGAUAGAUCAAAAAUGCCAUCACUUAACGCUCCACAUCAGCCAGUUAACACAUCAGCCACAGUCUCAGCAGAACCAUAA
Eruca vesicaria subsp. sativa (arugula) is the source of this 180-nucleotide messenger RNA. The record is from the annotation of a GenBank genome assembly. NCBI's taxonomy places the organism in Eukaryota, Viridiplantae, Streptophyta, Magnoliopsida, Brassicales, Brassicaceae.